Molecule: messenger RNA, 2502 nt
Organism: Cylas formicarius (sweet potato weevil)
Lineage: Eukaryota; Metazoa; Arthropoda; Insecta; Coleoptera; Brentidae
Product: cAMP and cAMP-inhibited cGMP 3',5'-cyclic phosphodiesterase 10A-like
Exons: 10
Coding region: 10-2316 (768 amino acids)
Biological process (GO): signal transduction; negative regulation of receptor guanylyl cyclase signaling pathway
Molecular function (GO): 3',5'-cGMP-stimulated cyclic-nucleotide phosphodiesterase activity; protein binding
Source: RefSeq, a predicted model, not a curated record
UGAUUCAAAAUGUCUUCAAGUAAAAAACCAUUAAGCGAUCUAAUGGACAUAGACACCAUGGAUAAGGCGACGCGAAGAGUCAUAGCCCCAUAUGUCAGACUCUUACGAAAAAGCAAGGCGACCUUAGAUGAGAAAACAAAGGAAAGCAAAAAGUUCAGUUUUUACUUGCAAAACAAACCAAGUGUGUUAUUGCACGACCUUUCCUCAUUUUUAUCUGAUAGUGUGGAUUUAGCUUCCGUAUUACAGGAGACAGCAAAAGUACUGAAACUUAUUACUAAGGCUUGCGGUGUGAUAUUGUACAUGGUUGACACUGCUUCAGAAGAAAUAUAUCAGGUGCCUAAAAAUGUGACUGAUGAAAUUCAUAGAGUCAACUGGAAGAUUCAAAAAGGAAGCACUGUAGCAGCUUAUGUGGCAUUAAAAAAGGAAUAUGUAUUAGUAGAAGACAUUCUUGUAGAUGAACGGUUCCCAGCAGGACUGGGUUAUCAAGGCACUCAAAAUUGUGUAAUUUCAAAUAAAGUUGCAAACUAUUUACUUAUUGUAGAUGAUAUGGUGAAGUCGGUGCUCUGUGUUCCUAUUGUAGCAACAGAUGGAGACUGCUAUGCAGUCGUCGAAAUGUACAGAAAUGUCCCAGAACCUCCAUUUAACAAAGAAGAUUUGAAAAUAACAAUAGUGAUGGCAGGUUGGAUGGGCGCUGCCAUUCAUCAAAACCGCCUCAGAUUGGCCCUACAAAAGCAGCAAGAAUUAAAUGAUUACUUGCUGGAUUUAACUAAGUGUUAUUUCGCGGAUAAUGUUCCACUGGAGAAAUUGAUCACCGAAAUAGUAAAGUUCGCCAAGACGACAUUAGGCGCAGAACGUGGAAGUUUUUUCAUCAUCGAUCCUGAAAGCGAUUAUAUGACUGCUGAAGUCUUUGACGAAGGUGUUGAUGGUGUUAGUACAACCAUGCAUAGAAAAAAUAUAAAAGUACGGCUUGCCAAAGACAGAAGUAUCCCAGGACUAGUAGCGAGAACCGGCGCUACAGUUAACUUGAGAGAUGCUUAUAACGAUCCUAGAUUUUUUACUGCCGUCGAACCAAAGACUGGAUUUAUUACUAGAUCUAUCCUUUGUAUGCCCAUUGUUAGUGUGGAUAAUAUUUUGGGAGUCGUUCAAGUAGUAAACAAGCUAAAUGGUGUAGUUUUUACACCAUCGGAUGAAGACUUAUUUAAGACAUUCUCAGUCUAUUGUGCUUUGGCACUGCAUUACGCGAGACUAAACAACAAAAUGAUAAAGACUGGGUUGAUUAACGACUCAAACUUGAAACUCCUCGGAAUUCAAAUUAAGCCGUGUAUACAUGAUAUCGAUGAAUUUGAAAAAAAGACAGAUGUCCCCAUUCCUGCUGGUUUUAAUGACUUUAGGUGGUAUGUAUCAAUUGAUGAAGAGCCGAUAAUGCCACAAUUGAUAUUCUACAUGAUGAAGACAAUCAUAGAUUUUAAGGAUGUGAAUCUAUCCAAGCUAAGGGAGUUUAUUUUAACAGUGAGAAAGUGCUACAGACCAAAUCCAUAUCACAAUUGGGAGCAUGGAUUUAAUGUAGCGCACUGUAUGUACAAUAUUCUAAUAAGGAAUAAAGAUAGAUUUACUGAUGUAGAGAUUAGAACAUUAUUGAUAGCGAGUUUAUGCCAUGAUCUAGAUCACGGUGGAUAUACAAAUAACUUCCUGCAAAUGACAGAUGACACUCUGGCGCAAUUGUAUGAUGAAUCGUUUCUAGAGAAUCAUCAUUAUAGAGUGACUAUGGCCUUAUACCAGAUUUGUCCAUUUUAUGAAAUUUCAAACAAGCUAUUCCAACUGAUCAACAUAGAAAUGAAACAAGCAAUAUUGUCAACCGAUUUAUCUUACUACUUCCGAGCACGCAUGAAACUGAUGCAAAUACAAAACCAACAAGGAAUUGAUUGGUCUGAUAGACAUCACAGAACACUGGUGAAGGCAAUUAUGAUGACAAGUUGUGAUUUAUCGGGAUCCUGUAAACCUUUCCUGGUGGCUAAGAUGAUCACUGAAAAACUUUACAAGGAAUUUUAUUACCAAGGGGAUAAGGAAAAAGAAAUGGGUCUAGUUCCAUUGUCUAUGAUGGACAGGGAUAAGUCAGCACAAGUACCAGAAGAUCAAGUUCAAUUUCUGUCUGUAGUAGUGUUGCCUUGCACAGAUCUAUUAAAAUCAGUAUUUCCUAAUUGUGAAGAUUUAAGUGCGGAAGCAUUACUUCUUAGAAAAACUUGGCAAGAAAUAAUUAACUUAAAGGGACAAAAAUGUUGGAGGCAAGAUGAUUCCAUUGUUAAUCCAAUUGACUGAAAAAUAUUAGCACAUAAAUAAAUUUAUUUUUUGAGUAAACAGUACAUAACUUGCUUUUUAUAUUAUUGAUCUACUUACACUAUAAACUUAGUACUUACAAUAUGAACUUAUUGGUAAAACUGGACAAAUUUUGCUUAAAAUAUAUAAACUAACCAGAAGGAUACCAAGUAUAUAUAAAAAACAAAA